UUGAGUUUUGUGAGACUGUAGUAUUGAUAAUAUUAUGAGUAAUAAUUGUGGUGCAGAUAUUCAUGGCAUCUAAUAUUCACUAGAAUCCUAGUUCUCUGUUUUCUUAGAUCUUAUUUUCAUCUUUCUCCUCAUACUCAGCCUUGUUCAGAUAGACCUGAGAGAAAUUGAAGGAAAGAUGCUCUGUUACCUUUUGCAAGGACAUAAAAACACCCUUCCUCUCUUUUCUGAGACAGAGGAGAGGCGUUCUAGACUCCUGAUAGUUUUUCCUGUGAAUAUUUGGUCCUAUAGUUUUGUGAGUAAAAGGUAUACAUUUGAGCAUUUGAUCACUCUGUUUCUCAUCCACUAGAAGAAGAGAAUGCUCAAGGAACUUAAAAAAAUAGUCCUGCUCAGAAGACUCCUUCCUGUUUUGAAGUAGGAAUUGUGAUUUGACCUGUCCUAUAGCCUUCUGUUUGGCAAGGAGUGAGUUAAAGGGGUGUCUCUGAACUGUUGUGUUUACCCACACCCUUCCUGCUCCUGAAGAACCACCCCUGGCCUGUUCAACUGGUUGCUUCCAUUUGCUGAUGGAGAGCCUGCCCCUGUCUCCUGGGUGAGCCUGAAAUCCAGGCCGCCGUGUGCAGUUUGUGGCCUCGGAGGUUACUUCUGUGGAAUGGAUUCUGUUCUGUAUUUCCCACCUGUUUUCAGUUUGUUACCCUUUCUAGAGGACUGAGCAAAACACAGCUUGUGUCUCUGAUUUGGGGGGCUACUUAUUUGGUGACCAUUUUAUUUUGUGCUUAGCUUUGGAAUCCUAGUCUCUGUGCGUUUUACCUUUCUAAUGGAUGGAGAUGGCAGACGGAGUGAGGAGGAAACCUGCAAAGAGGUAUUAUUACUCCUUUUCUGGUACCUGUCGGAAGGAUUCCGUGAAAGCGCUGAGGUUUUCUAGGUCAUUGAACCUCAAAAGAGCCACUUCAGGAGUCAGCAAAAGGCAGCUGGUAGCAGUGUUUGAUGAGCAAGAUCCACAUCAUGGAGGUGACGGCACCAGCGCCAGCUCCACAGGUACCCAGAGUCCAGAGAUAUUUGGCAGUGAGCUUGGCACCAACAAUGUUUCUGCCUUUCAGCCUUACCAAGCAACAAGUGAAAUUGAGGUCACACCCUCAGUCCUGCGUGCAAAUAUGCCUCUUCAUGUCCGCCGAAGCAGUGACCCCGCUUUAAUGGGCCUCUCCACUUCUGUCAGUGAUAACAACUUUUCCUCUGAAGAGCCUUCACGGAAAAACCCCACACGCUGGUCAACAACAGCCGGCUUCCUCAAGCAGAACACUGCCGGGAGCCCUAAAACCUGCGACAGGAAGAAAGAUGAAAACUACAGAAGCCUCCCACGGGAUACUGGUAACUGGUCUAACCAGUUUCAGAGAGACAAUGCUCGCUCAUCUCUGAGUGCCAGUCACCCACUGGUGGACAAGUGGCUGGAGAAGCAAGAACAGGAUGAGGAUGGGGGAGAAGAAGACAACGGCCGCGUUGAACCCGUUGGGCAUGCUGACACUGGUUUGGAGAACAUACCUAGCUUUUCUCUGGAUGAUAUGGUAAAGCUCGUACAAGUCCCCAACGAUGGAGGGCCUCUGGGAAUCCAUGUAGUGCCUUUCAGUGCUCGAGGCGGCAGAACCCUGGGGUUAUUAGUUAAACGAUUGGAGAAAGGUGGUAAAGCUGAACAAGAAAACCUUUUUCAUGAGAAUGAUUGCAUUGUCAGGAUUAAUGAUGGCGACCUUCGAAAUAGAAGAUUUGAACAAGCACAACAUAUGUUUCGCCAAGCCAUGCGUACACCCAUCAUUUGGUUCCAUGUGGUUCCUGCAGCAAAUAAAGAGCAGUAUGAACAACUAUCCCAAAGUGAGAAGAACAAUUACUAUUCAAGCCGCUUCAGCCCCAGCAGCCAGUAUAUUGAUAACAGGAGCAUGAGUAGCUCAGGGCUUCCGGCUCUGCAGAGGGCACCCAGACUGAACCCCCCGCCUGAGCAGACAGAUGCCCACCCACGACUGCUACCUCACAGCGCACACCCCGCUGCAAAGCCACCCUCAGCGCCAACUCCAGCGCCACAGAGUGUAUUUGGUACAAGUGUAAGCAGUGGUUACAACACCAAGAAAGUAGGCAAGAGGCUUAAUAUCCAGCUAAAGAAAGGUACAGAAGGUUUGGGGUUCAGCAUCACUUCUCGAGAUGUAACAAUAGGUGGCUCAGCUCCAAUUUAUGUGAAAAACAUCCUCCCGAGAGGGGCUGCCAUCCAAGAUGGGAGACUGAAGGCAGGGGAUAGACUUAUAGAGGUAAAUGGAGUAGAUUUAGCAGGCAAAUCCCAAGAGGAAGUUGUUUCCUUAUUGAGAAGUACCAAGAUGGAAGGGACUGUGAACCUUCUGGUCUUUCGCCAAGAAGAUGCCUUCCACCCAAGGGAACUGAACGCAGAGCCAAGCCAGAUGCAGAUUCCAAAAGAAACGAAAGCAGAUGAUGAGGAUAUUGUUCUCACACCUGAUGGCACCAGGGAAUUUCUGACGUUUGAAGUUCCACUUAACGAUUCAGGAUCAGCUGGUCUUGGCGUCAGUGUCAAAGGGAACCGAUCAAAAGAGAACCAUGCGGAUUUAGGAAUCUUUGUCAAGUCCAUUAUUAAUGGAGGAGCAGCAUCUAAAGAUGGAAGGCUUCGGGUUAAUGAUCAGCUGAUAGCAGUGAACGGAGAGUCUCUGCUGGGAAAGACAAAUCAGGAUGCCAUGGAGACCCUCCGAAGGUCCAUGUCCACAGAAGGGAACAGGCGAGGGAUGACCCAGCUCAUUGUCGCCAGACGAAUAAGCAAGUGCAGUGAGCUGAAGUCACCUGGGAGCCCCUCUGGACCUGAGCUGCCCAUUGAAACAGUGUUGGAUGAUCGAGAACGAAGAAUCUCCCAUUCCCUUUACAGUGGGAUUGAAGGGCUUGACGAAUCACCCACAAGAAAUACUGCCCUCAGUAGGAUAAUGGGUGAGUCAGGUAGAUACCAGCUGUCCCCCACAGUGAAUAUGCCCCAGGAUGACACCGUCAUGAUAGAAGAUGACAGGUUACCAGUGCUGCCGCCUCAUCUCUCUGAUCAGUCGUCUUCCAGCUCCCACGAUGACGUGGGACUCGUGACAGCAGAUGCUGGUGCCUGGGCUAAGGCUGCAGUCAGCGAUUCAGCAGACUGCACUUUGAGUCCAGAUGUUGAUCCAGUUCUUGCUUUUCAACGAGAAGGAUUUGGACGUCAGAGUAUGUCAGAAAAACGCACAAAGCAAUUUUCAGAUGCCACUCAAUUGGAUUUCGUUAAAACGCGAAAAUCAAAAAGCAUGGAUUUAGGUAUAGCUGACGAGACUAAACUCAAUACAGUGGAUGACCAGAAAGCAGGUUCCCCCAGCAGAGAUGUGGGGCCCGCCCUGGGUCUGAAGAAGUCCAGCUCGCUAGAGAGUCUGCAGACAGCAGUCGCUGAAGUGACUCUGAACGGGGAUAUUCCUUUCCAUCGCCCACGGCCACGGAUAAUCAGAGGAAGGGGCUGCAAUGAGAGCUUCAGGGCUGCCAUUGACAAGUCCUAUGACAAGCCUGUGGUAGAGGACGAUGAUGAAGGCAUGGAGACCUUGGAAGAAGACACAGAAGAAAGCUCAAGAUCAGGGAGAGAGUCGGUAUCUACAGCCAGCGACCAGCCUUCACAUUCUCUGGAGAGACAAAUGAAUGGAAACCAAGAGAGAGGCGAUAAGACUGAGAGGAGAAAGGAUAAAGCUGGGAAAGAGAAGAAGAAAGAGAGGGAGAAGGAGAAGGAUAAAAUGAAAGCUAAGAAAGGAAUGCUGAAGGGCUUGGGAGACAUGUUCAGGUUUGGCAAACAUCGAAAAGAUGACAAGAUUGAGAAAAUGGGUAAAAUAAAAAUGCAGGACUCCCUUACAUCAGAAGAGGAGAGAAUACGCAUGAAACAGGAGCAGGAGAGGAUUCAAGCCAAAACUCGAGAAUUUAGAGAGCGACAGGCUCGAGAACGGGACUAUGCUGAAAUCCAAGAUUUUCAUCGGACAUUUGGCUGUGAUGACGAGUUAAUGUAUGGGGGACUUUCUUCCUAUGAAGGCUCCAUGGCUCUCAACGCCAGACCCCAGAGCCCAAGAGAAGGACAUAUGAUGGAUGCCUUGUAUGCCCAGGUGAAGAAGCCACGGAAUUCCAAACCAUCACCUGUAGACAGCAACAGAUCAACUCCUAGCAACCAUGAUCGGAUACAGCGUCUACGGCAAGAAUUUCAGCAAGCAAAGCAGGAUGAGGAUGUAGAAGAUCGGCGACGUACCUAUAGCUUUGAACAGCCCUGGCCGAACUCCCGGCCGCAGGCGCAGAGCGGCAGGCACUCGGUGUCCGUGGAGGUGCAGAUGCAGCGCCAGCGGCAGGAGGAGCGCGAGAGCUUCCAGCAGGCCCAGCGCCAGUACAGCUCUCUGCCCCGGCAAAGCAGGAAAAACGCCAGUGCCAUCUCCCAGGAUUCGUGGGAGCAGAACUACUCCCCUGGGGAAGGCUUCCAGAGUGCGAAGGAGAGCCCCAGGUACUCCAGUUACCAAGGCUCCCGGAACGGCUACCUGGGGGGACAUGGCUUCAAUGCCAGGGUGAUGCUGGAGACUCAGGAGCUCCUGCGCCAGGAGCAGAGGCGGAAGGAGCAGCAGAUGAAGAAGCAGCCUCCUCCUCCCGAGGGGCUUAACAACUAUGACUCCUAUAAGAAAGGGCAGGACCCCAGUUACACGCCCACCAAGGGGCCCUUCCGGCAGGAUGUGCCCCCGUCUCCUUCUCAGGUGGCAAGGCUGAACAGACUCCAAACUCCCGAGAAAGGGAGACCCUUCUAUUCCUGAGCAGAAGAGCAGCGGCUUCACUGUCAUGCAAUAAAAGACAUUUUCCUUUGAAGAUGUGUAUCUGGGGAAUUUUUUUAAAACCUUGGUGGUACUACGGAGUAUUUCUGUUGUUGGUAUCAGUGCCUUUAAGCAGUGUGGGCAAAGAAAUGGAAGGCCUUAAUGUCUUUGCCACUGUGUUUCAAACGUCGAUUUCAUGGAAGGAUUUCCCACCACCUGACAAUCAUCGGUUCGAGGCAGUCACACAGUCUGCAUCUCUAUGGAGUACCAAGAAUCUUGGCCCAAUCGCCACACGUCCAUGGCUUUGUUUUAUGCCCCCUACAGUUUGUGGCGACUUAUUACCUUGAAGCUGAGACUAAUGUUGGUCCCUCUUUUUUCCCUUUUAAGUUUUUUUAGAUGUGAAAUAACAUCUCAGUCUCAGGUGGGUAUAAAUGGGUGACACACACCAGAAAUUGGGGCUUUACAGGACCUCUCAGCACAGUCAUUCAUGGUACUUUGCACUUGGUGUGGUAUUCCCUGCUCUUUCUAAGCUCCUGCUAACCGGACAGUUCCUUCAUCCUGUGAAAGGAGUUAAGCCAUAUGCCAACACUGUCUGGUUAUCAUGGGGGUCCUUUUGCAACUGCCUUAUAACUCACCAUUACCAAUAAAGUGAUCAUUUUAGUCUGCGUUUAUAAAUACACUUGUUCCGUCAUGCUCCUGACACGUGUGCUGAGUCACUACAGCUCUGAGUAGGGAACGUGGAAGACGGGAGUGACCUAGGGUUAGGGAGGGACCAUGCCUGCCCACCAGCCCUGUAUGUGUGUCAUGAUAUGGGAUGUGGUAGCCAAGAAAAUCAUUUUCCCAGGAUGAGCUUUUAGCCCAGUACAUCCCAGUAAUUAUUUUAAUCGGUUUUUGUUUGACAGGUUGGUUAGCAAGAAGGGUAUAGAGUGGGACAAAGAUGAAUCAGACAGUCAUUUUGGGAUUCUAAAAACGCAUCUGCUUCCUACGGCUCUUAAAGUCAGUUGGAAGUACCAUUUGUCUUGUGCAUCCACAUGCUUCAUCUCUGCCUGGUGAUACCAUCCACACUACUAAAUAAUUCUGCAGUGAAACAGAAGAGACAAAUAAGGGAAAAACCAUCACACAUCACACAGAGAACAUUCUGGUGUCCCCUAACGGUGGUAGCAAAUGAUUGCUCUCAUGUCAAUGUUUUAAUGUGUGUGGGGUCAUGAGGACCUCAGUUGCUCCUUCAAUUUCAUAUGUUGGUCUGAACAUCAUGUACUGUAAACCACAGCUAGGUUUUUUAAAGUGCCUGCAGAUCCUGAUGUGAUAAAAGCUUCAAAUAAAAGCUCAGUGAACCAUGUAUUAACAAAAAGAGAAAAAAAGACAUGUACUGAUAUGCCUGUUUUUUUUUUUUUACUGGCACAUUGUAUUUUUGUGUCCACUUGUUUCUAGAAAAUACAUGAAGUGUCCAUACAUGUACUUAUGUCUCUUUUGCAUUUCUGUGUAACAGUUCUGUGCAUUCAUACCAUGCGGUGAUGUCUAAGUGGUGUUCCCAGCUCAAGCUUGGUGACCUUGGAUGACAGUGGCUCUUUCUCACAGCCCUCUCUGGGUUGUGAGGAACAGCUUUUCCUGUACAUAGGAAACUCCUAAUAAAAGGCAUACUUCUUCCUGUU
Manis pentadactyla (Chinese pangolin) is the source of this 6469-nucleotide messenger RNA. RefSeq names its product par-3 family cell polarity regulator (gene PARD3). Bases 816 to 4820 code for a protein of 1334 amino acids. Gene Ontology annotation, molecular function: phosphatidylinositol binding; protein binding. Lineage: Eukaryota; Metazoa; Chordata; Mammalia; Pholidota; Manidae. Gene Ontology annotation, biological process: establishment of centrosome localization; cell adhesion; intracellular protein localization. The record is from RefSeq and is a predicted model, not a curated record. Gene Ontology annotation, cellular component: apical junction complex; apical plasma membrane; cell cortex. The transcript is spliced from 24 exons.